Molecule: messenger RNA, 1905 nt
Organism: Coccidioides posadasii C735 delta SOWgp
Lineage: Eukaryota; Fungi; Ascomycota; Eurotiomycetes; Onygenales; Onygenaceae
Source: RefSeq, a predicted model, not a curated record
CCGCCAGCUGGAACAUACAACUCAACAAAAGAGGAUUGGAUUCUCUGCAGCCACCGUGUAACUACAUACCUAACCACCACGAGGGUAGGGAGCUCUUUGAAGUGGUUAUUAUCCCGUCAUGGCACCAUCCAAUAACGAUGAAAAUCGUCCUUCCAAUGGACAGCAUGCGCCCACUCAGAGAAAUGAUGCCAGGCCGAAGCAGCCUGAAGACAAUCCGUUCAUAGCAUUUCGCCGCUACGCUGAUGAGCAUAUAUCGUCCCUUCUACAGUCAAUCACUGGACUUCCCUCACUUAUAUUUCCACCAUCCUCGAGGGAUUGGUUAAUAUUCAAUGAUGAGGAGUUGAACCAGCUGAUGAGAAACUGGCGGCGCGUCGCGGACGAGGAAUUGAACAAGUCAAACAACCGCGAUUCCCACGGAUCCAACCGCUUCACUGACCUAGGAAACAAUGAAAGCCGCGAAGACCGGUCAAUUCAAGGCCAUGCCGAUCCCUGGGGGGUUAGAGCCCAUCGAUAUUCUAGCCAUGCAUUCCCGUGCUCUGUUUUCGACGCCAUUUUCGAUAGCCACCUGCCUUUCGCUCCGUCUCCAUUCUUUUCUGAAACCUCCCCUCUCCGAAACCCAUUUUUCUUCGAUAUAAUGUCCCCCGCUAUCUCUGCCGGCUGGCCUAUGUCUUAUAUCUUACUCUCACCAUAUUCUCCCUUACAUUUAGAGCGCCAGCAGCAUCAGCCCAGUCGCAAGGCAAGUGACCACGGUUUGGUAUUUUGGGCUUCGUCCCUACUUCCCACCCACCCCGACGACCAUACUACAGAGCCACACUGGCGCGAUGCCUUCGAGGACUUACUGCGCAUUGAAAAUGGUAAGGAAAUGCUUGACAGAAGCGCUAUGGUUCAGAACAAAGAGGAAUCGGGAAAGGAUUGGCUGGCUGGAAUGAUAAAGAGGGGAAGCCUUGGUUCUAGCUGGAAGCAUGUUCAUGGAGAGGGUGGACGGCCCGAUUACUUUAAAUACAGUCACGAAGAUCGCUCCUCGUCGACAAAGGUUCUCCAACCAGAUCUCGAACAAAGGGAUGAAGAGAACGGAGGCAAUGAUAAGGGAUUCACCGAGCUUGAUCUUUACGAUGAGUUUCUCCACGAUGUCAGUCACGACGACGACCGUACCCGACAGAGUCCCCUUCUAAGCAUCAUCGUGAAGAUGAGGGAAAGACAGAGGAAAGAACUAGAAGAACUACGAAGACUGUGGGAAGAUACAGAUCGUACCGACGGUAUGGGUAAUAUGAAGGAGCUCUACGACACUGAAACCGAAUUAGAUCACUAUGAGCGCCAGUUCUCUGGUACUUCGCAGACUCCCCCGGCUAAUCCAGAGACCGAAUCAAAUUCCUCGACCAUCGUAUCUACCGUUACAACCACGCAACGUCGUAUGCUACCGGAUGGCACGGUUAAAACGAAAACAGUGAUAAAUAAACGAUUUGCGGACGGUCGAGAGGAAAGCGUCGAGACCGAGGAAAUCUCAAACAGAGAGCAGUCGUACCAGAAACAUCCCGACGCAAGCAAAGGCAGCGAUACCGGAAAUACUUCGAACACAGAAGCCAAUAGUCCUUCAGAUAAGCACAAGCGAAGUGGCUGGUUUUGGAGAGAUUAAUUCCUUAAUUCGCCCUGUCCUUCUCGUACAGCAACAGUCUCCUUUCCUUCUACGAACCUAUUAUACUCAUCUCACCUCCUAAUUCUCAUGGUUUGAACUUAUUUCCGUGUAUGGCUGACGGAUAUUCUGGUCUCUACUCUCUUUUGCUUUUACAAAGCCAUCGUCUUUUUUUUAAGAAGAAAAAAAAUUGGUUUCUGGUGCCGGCGUCGCGAACUACUCCCAAUGACCAGGUCAUGACUUCAUAAUUUAUGUACAUAGAACUUUGCAUCUAA